Danio rerio (zebrafish) is the source of this 598-nucleotide messenger RNA. RefSeq names its product musculoskeletal, embryonic nuclear protein 1a (gene mustn1a). The record is from RefSeq and is marked validated. NCBI's taxonomy places the organism in Eukaryota, Metazoa, Chordata, Actinopteri, Cypriniformes, Danionidae. Gene Ontology annotation, biological process: chondrocyte proliferation; chondrocyte differentiation; tissue regeneration. Gene Ontology annotation, cellular component: nucleus.
CAAACACCAGCAGCACAAACCAAAAACAGUUUUCAUUACUGAGCUGCUGGAACUAAUUGAAGAUGUCAUCUUCAAACAACAAUGUGUCUAUCCUACAGCAACAACAGUGACUGAGAUUAAAUGGGAGGAGGAACCGUGUGACUCACACUUUGGCCAAAGGAAUUAUGGCCCAUUUGGGAUUGGACUCUGGGAAGGGACGAGUUUGCGUGAGGAUAUAAAGCAUAUAAACGCACACGGGACGAGUAUAAAACAGAAACUUCAGCAAGACUGCAGGACCAUGUCUCAACUGGGCGAACAAGAGGAAGUGAAGAGGCCUGAGGUGAAAACGGAGGAUUUGAUUGGAGCCAGAGAUAAACUUGCAUCUGGAACUGAGGUGAAGAGCAAGACUUUUGAGGUGAUGCAGGAAUGUGAACGAGCUGGGAAAGCCGCUCCAUCCGUCUUCAGCAACGUUCGCUCAGGAUCAGAGACUGCCUUUAACAAACCCACCAAGAGGAAGUAACACUGUAGGACCAUUCUGUUUUACUGGAUCAUACUGCUGAAACACGUGGUACAAAUUAAGACUGUAGGAAAAUAAAAAAAUAAAAAAGUCUAAAAAAAA